Messenger RNA from Triticum aestivum (bread wheat), 2378 nucleotides. RefSeq names its product fructokinase-like 2, chloroplastic. Gene Ontology annotation, cellular component: chloroplast nucleoid. The record is from RefSeq and is a predicted model, not a curated record. The transcript has 7 exons. Lineage: Eukaryota; Viridiplantae; Streptophyta; Magnoliopsida; Poales; Poaceae. The coding region runs from base 235 to 1971 and encodes 578 amino acids. Gene Ontology annotation, biological process: etioplast organization; chloroplast organization; plastid transcription.
CCCGCGCUUCUUGCUCACCGAGCUGCUCAGAGGGGAGAGAGCUCCACACCGGACGGCGACGGCGGGCGGCGCUGGCCCAUUCGAUUUCACUGCAGCAGCAAACCAAGCCAAGAGAAGGGUGUAUCCUGUUCCUGUUCCUGUGCAUUGCGACACCAAUUACUGACAUCCAAGCAUUUCUUCAGUGCAGUGAGGAUUCUUUGCUCAAACAGCGAGUUAUCCAUCUAGCAUCCAUCCAUGGCGUCUCUUCUUCUCCCUCCUCAGUUCGCUUGCUCCCUGCCUUAUUACUGCAUCAGGGGUCAAUUGCAUUAUAAGCCCACCAUCUGGGGAAAGAAUAUGACCAAGACUAAAAUGGGGUUGCUUCACCGAAACGCGAGUUUUGUGUCAAAGAAGAGUUCUCAAGAUGUAGAAGAAGGCUCAAGUGGUGAAGACAGUGAUGCUGAGACCCCAAAGGCCAAGAAAAAACCUGCGAAACGUGGAAGAAAGAAAGCCACCAUAGAUACAUCAGAUGGGGACACAAAAGAAGGCCAAAGUGACACUGAAGAUGCAUCCCCUGAACAGCCUAAGAUAGUUAAAAAGAGAGGUCGGAAGAAAGCUGCCACUACUGCAUCCUCCGCAGAGGAGGCUGACAAGCCAAAAGAACCAAAGAAGAGGGGCAGAAGAAAAGUUAAGACGGCUGAACAAUUAAGUGAUGAUGAAGGGGAAGAUCAGAGCAAAGAUCUGAUGCCCUCUAAUGAAAUGGAAGUUCACAGUUCAGUCAUUGAUCUUGAAAGUAAAGUAGAGGCAUUGUUAUCACAGGAUAUUGGAGAGGUUGACAAAUUAACGCCUCUUGUCUGCUGCUUUGGACCAGCCAAGUACUCAUUUAUUCCUUCUGGAAGACCUGCUAAUAGGUUGGUGGAUCGUGAGAUUCAUAGUAGGAUGAAGGAUAUGUUUUGGUCUCCAGAUGAAUUUGUGAGGGCACCUGGAGGGUCAUCAUCCAAUGUCGCCCUUGCUCUAGCAGCUCUUGGAGGCCGGGUUGUGUUCAUGGGAAAAUUAGGCGAUGAUGAGUAUGGUCAGAGUAUGCUGUAUCACUUAAAUGUCAACGGAGUUCAAACUCGAGCAGUUAGUUUGGAUCCUUCAGCGCCGACUGCCAUGUCCUUAAUGAAGGUGACCAGCAGAGGUAGCUUGAACACAAGCUGUGUUAAACCAUGUGCAGAGGAUUCUUUUCUGCAAUCUGAUAUCAACCCAGAUGUUCUAAAAGAGGCUAAGAUGUUUUACUAUAAUUCGUCAGCUUUGCUAGAGCCGACUACACGGUCAUCAUUGUUAAAAGCGAUUGAGGUCUCCAAGAAAUUUGGUGGAAUAACAUUCUUUGAUCUUAAUCUUCCAAUGCCACUAUGGUCAUCUAGUAAGGAGACCAAAUCACUCAUCAAGGAUGCGUGGGAAGCUGCUGAUAUCAUCGAAGUCACGAAGCAGGAACUUGAGUUUCUCUGUGGUAUUAAACCAUCUGAGAAUUCUGACACAAAAGACGAGAAAUCUGAAUUCGCACACUACAGCCCAGAAGUUGUUAUGAAGGUAUGGCAUGACAAUCUGAAGGUCCUCUUUGUGACCAACGGGACCUCGAAGAUACACUACUACACAGAAAAACAAAAUGGCUCGGUUCGUGGGACGGAAGAUGCGCCGAUUACUCCUUUCACCAGUGAAAUGUCACAGUCAGGAGAUACCAUUGCUGCAGCCCUGAUGAAUAUGCUGUCGAUCAACCCUCACCUGGUGACGGACAAGGUCUACUUGCACAAGACAGCGAAGCACGCCAUCAAAUGCGGCGUCAUCGAUCAGUGGCUGGCCGCACGGGAGCGGGGAUUCCUUCCCAGAGGGAUAGCAGAACCAAGCAGCGAACAUGAGGAAGCAAGAUUUAUCACGGAGAGGGAAUACCGUACCAUCCCCGACGCCAUGCAACCCGUGAACCCAUCGGGCAGCGAGCUCGCGCACGUGGAGUGAACUGAAGAAUGUGUAGGAAGGAAGUCGACAUCUAUACACUACACGGCGCUUACGUGCUCUUAGUUGGAGUUGGUGUUCAGAAAGAUUAGCUUAAACCUGCAGUUUCUCGCCUAGGUUCGCAACUGGAGUUAGUGUUCAGGAGGGUUAGUUUUAGACCUGCUGCUUUCUAGUUUGGUAUGUUUUUCUUUUACAGAUAGAAGGAACACUAGUAGGAAGUUGAUGAGGUCUGAGAUUUCUAGCUGGUGUUUAAAGCCCUGUGGGUUGUGAGCUGUGCUGUGGUUCAUUGUCCUAAUAACAUCCUAUAUGAAAUGCAUAUGUCAGUCAGGUACUUGUUAGAAAUCUUAGCUCCGAAUACAUACAUGAAACCAAAGAGACCUGCCUUUCAAUUCAAAGUUUGUACUAGCUUA